This is a messenger RNA of Acytostelium subglobosum LB1, 1119 nucleotides long. RefSeq lists its product as hypothetical. The record is from RefSeq and is a predicted model, not a curated record. Lineage: Eukaryota; Evosea; Eumycetozoa; Acytosteliales; Acytosteliaceae. The annotation marks the transcript as partial. The transcript is spliced from 2 exons.
AAUGAACAAAAGGAUAUAAAGUUGACGGAUGAUGAGAGGAAUGAAUUGAGGGAAUUAAGUCCUCUGAAGGAUCAUUUACAUAGGUUUCAAUAUAGAUAUGAUUAUAUGUUGCGUCUGUUGGUUUGGAAUCCAAAGGGUGAGACAGCUAGACACUAUGCAAAGUAUAGACAACUGCUCAUUGGUGACCUGGUGCGCAGACAUCAUGUCGACUUGAUAAUGUUGCAAGAGAUCAGUUCCAAAGUGCCCUCUGACUAUGUCAAACAGUUCCCAUCGUCCAGACUGGCCACCUACAGUAUCGAGUACUCUGGUCGCAGCAAUAUGGAGGUGGCCAUCAUCUACAACAAACAACGUCUACGUAUAACAACCGUCUAUGACAGUCAUGAACUGGUCAAUGAUCUACACAAAGCUGAUGUCUUUGUCAACAAAAGUCUGUUUGCCACGCGUGGACCAUCCCGUUUACAAAUCGUACGAUUCCAAGUGCUCAAUGACCACUGGCAGGAGUUCAUUGCUAUCAAUCUCCAUUCGAUAUAUAAUGGAUGCAAGGAUGAAGGUAAACAGCACUUUCUACUGGACUUCUUCUUGCUUGCCAACUACAUGCAGACCACCUACAAACUGCCAGUGUUAAUUGGCGGUGACUUUAACUAUGACAUUGCCUGCAAUGUGGGAGCCUACUUUGAAACUCUGGACGAUAUCUGUUUCGAAAGAUACAACUUCUCAUUGUCAAUCGCAGUGACACAGAGAUUGGACGAGGACUAUGAUAUCAAGACACCACUAUCCAAUCAAAUCGAUUAUAUUGUACUAUUACAAAAUAAGGAUACACCUUAUAAGAUACAAUGUAAUCAUUCACAACGAAUUCCAAUACGCCAUGAGGACUAUUUCAACAACGAUCGUCAAUCACCAGUACACAAAUUUGGCCUGGAUAAUAAGCUUGAGCCACUAAAGGUAUCAACUCACGAUCCAAUAUUCACAUACCUAAUGAUCACUGAUCAUCAACAUAUACAACAUUCACAUUCAAAUAAUAAUAACUCCAACAACAAGAAUGAUCUUACCAGUCAGCUCAAUCAACUUUCACUUCACGACGAGAAUUCAACAAUUAUUACUUUGGAAGGAUCGGCUAGU